Messenger RNA from Cantharellus anzutake, 948 nucleotides. RefSeq lists its product as uncharacterized. The transcript has 7 exons. NCBI's taxonomy places the organism in Eukaryota, Fungi, Basidiomycota, Agaricomycetes, Cantharellales, Hydnaceae. Bases 1 to 948 code for a protein of 315 amino acids. The record is from RefSeq and is a predicted model, not a curated record.
AUGACGAAUUGCACCAGCCUGAAGGAGAUUGAUGACAUGUGCAAGGACGGAAGAUCCACUGCCGACAAAGGCUUGCUUAUUGAGACAACUGACGCACAGCACGCGUUGUUUACCUCUGUUACCGCCUGCACCCACUCCGAUCCCCUGCGGCUUAACUCACCUGAGGGCAAGGCGGGUAUGAGUCCAUCCGUCGUAUCAUCCUCCUCCCGCCUCAGCACGACGCUUCCAAAGGCACAAACGAAGCGGAAACGCCUUACAAAGGAGUAUGUGCAUCACUUCGACACCAUCGGACGCACUAGGGCGUCGCGUCUCCACUUGCCUUCAACUCCGGACCCCUCCCCCAUCAUCUCGGAGACUCAGCCUACCAGCGAAUACAUGGGUGAGACUACAAUAUCGAACGGCGUCACGGACAGUCCAGCUGGGACGGUAAAGUGGAAGGACGAGAUUUCGGAUGAGAAUGAGCUCCUGACUGUGGGGAUCGUGGAUGUGUUCUUGGGUGUCAUACAUCCCACCUUGAAGAAACUACCCCUGGACCUGCUCAGGAAGGUCAAAGGUCCGCUACGAAAACUCCGGGAUGAGUAUCUUGAAGUGGUCGAUAACAAAGAUAGCUUAGAGCGCGAUUUGUAUGCACCCUUUGCUGAGAUGGUCUCCAGUAUUAUCAAGGCCAAUGGAGGGAGGGAUCGAUUACGUGAAAACGCACGGGAAGAAGAAGCUUCUAGGGACCUUAAUCCCGAUGGUGUUUUUGUUCGCAAGAGACGCGGACGGAGGGCACCAACAUCCCCCGAUCAAGUGCAUUGGAGGGAUAUUCUCUUUCCCAUCGACCUGAAGCGAAAGGAAAAUUGCCGUGCUUCACUGCUGUCUCUCACCUCAGAUAGUGAAAUGACAGAGGAGCAGAAAGAGCGGGAGUCUGAGAAAGUCGGCGAGGCGACGUUGGAUGGGAGGCAAUAG